This is a messenger RNA of Labrus mixtus (cuckoo wrasse), 6725 nucleotides long. RefSeq names its product calmodulin-regulated spectrin-associated protein 3-like. Bases 82 to 4845 code for a protein of 1587 amino acids. The record is from RefSeq and is a predicted model, not a curated record. NCBI's taxonomy places the organism in Eukaryota, Metazoa, Chordata, Actinopteri, Labriformes, Labridae. Gene Ontology annotation, biological process: negative regulation of microtubule depolymerization; cytoplasmic microtubule organization; neuron projection development. Gene Ontology annotation, cellular component: microtubule minus-end. The transcript is spliced from 19 exons. Gene Ontology annotation, molecular function: calmodulin binding; spectrin binding; microtubule minus-end binding.
UCCUCACAGUUCCACGGCGGUGCUGCUGCUUCUGCUGCUGCUGCUGCUGCCUGCGUGCUCUCCGUGCGGCGCGCCGCGGCCAUGGUGGACUCUCCGGGUGCGAUGAAAAAGACCUUCUCGGUGCCGGAGAUCAAACCGCUGGACCAAUACGACUUCAACCGGGCCAAGAUCUGCGCUAGCGUGCGGUGGCUGCUGUCCAAAUCGUACGGCUCUGCAGAAAAUGUUCCUGUGGAGUUGCGGGAGCCGCUUUAUACGGACCAGUAUGGACAAGAGCACCUCAAGCCGUCAAUUUCCAAGCUGCUACUCUCCCCGGAGAUCUACUGCAGGGCCCAGGCCCUGCUAGCCCAGGCUCAUGCCACCUCUCCUCCUGCCACGCAGGGGUCCCCUGCAGACAACUCGGCCCUGCUGCAGUUUCUUAUCAAGAAAGGUGUCCCUGCAAUGGUCCAGGAUACAGACAUCACAGAGGAGGACCUCAGCCAUGUACCCAUCAAGACGAAAUCCCACCUGGCUCUGAUUGAAUCUCUGAUCACUCUGGCGGCUAAAGAAGCGGUGGGUCAGGUGAAGAUGGCGCCGGAGGCGGAGCAGAUGGGUGUCGGGGCUCCGUGGGAGAAUGCUCUGCUCUUCUGGGUCAACAGGCUGAACCAGAAGUUAAGAGAAAGCACAGAAGAAGAAGAGCCACCCAGAUCACAGACGUGUACAGACCUGCAGCCUGCUCAGGACCCGUGUCAGUCCACCCGCUGGUACUGGAAACUAGUCCCUCAUGCUAUCGCUUUUUGUUUGAAGGAGUCGGGGAAUAAGCCACCUGUGAUUCGCUAUAGGAAGGACAAAGUGCUGUCCAAGCUCACUCCUACUUUCCCUCUGGUUUCUGCGGUCAAAGAUCUGUCUAAUGGCUGCGCUAUAGCUGCUGUGCUGCAUUUCUACUGCCCCAGCCUGCUGCCUCUAGAGGAUGUGUGUCUGAAGGACACCAUGUCAGUGGCUGACAGUCUCUACAACCUGCAGCUGAUUAAAGAGUUUUGCGAGAGCAGUUUGCAGAGCUGCUGCCCCCUGGCUGUGGAGGACCUGCUCUAUGCGCCCCCUGUUUUGCAUCUGAACAUCAUGAGCUUCAUAGCUGAGCUGCUGGAGUGGUUUGAGAUUAAGAAGCCGGAUUUUGUCAAGCCCAUAGAGCCCAUCGACCUCACAGAUAUUUCAGGUUUACUAGACUGCACAAGUCCUGUGAACGGAAACAGCAACAGUGGUUCACCUUCGUUCAUCUUUAAACAACCCUUUGUGGCAAUCUCGUCCCCAGUGUCACCAGAAAACAAAUGUUGGACAAAGAAACAAAUCGGUCGUCCCCUGUCAGCAGUGACUUUCAGCAUCCCAUUUGGACUGGACAGUGAUGUUGACAUUGUGAUGGGAAACCCAAUAGAUUCUGUCUUUCGCUCUGUCAGCACUGACAGCCUCACCACCGGCAUCCCUGCGAUGACUUCGCCCCCAGAAGACUUCAGCCACCUGGUCAGCGCUUCAGUACCAUCGCAGCGUUCCUCCUGGGGUCCUUAUGCACACACAGCACCACUUGGAGAACUGCCAACCAUCGAGGAAGCACUCCAGGUGGUUCAUAGUCCUGGCAAUAAAGAUCGGAGAAAGGAAAAGACAGCAGAGAAAGUUGGAAGAGGAUUGCUUGGAGGAAGGCCAGAACCUAGGUUACGCCCUGAAGGAGCCCCUGCUGGUUUUUUCCUACAUUCCCCUGAGGAGGAUAAUCCACAGCUCAGCAGCUCUGCUCCAUGUCGCUCUGGGGUCCUCUAUCGACCUGUUGGAGGAGAAGUGGUUGAUUCUAAAAGACAAGGAAGGGGGGAGAGGAGAGAGAGAAAAGGGCGCACCUCUGAUAUGUCACGUGAUGACGACUCUGUACUACGAGAUGGAAGUGUUGACUCCUCUGAAGCAUCAGAUGAUGCCCCUAGAAAUGCCCCAGGUAAUAUUCGACCCAGUACAAGUCGCCAGGGAAACCACAGUACCAGCAACAGUCCAAGGAUGACGAACUUUGCUGAACGACGAGACAGUAGACGGCGACAUCCAGCUGCUCCCGGGGAGGAUUCAGCCUCUGCUACAACCCCAACAACUCCAGGCACUCCACAUACACCUUCCACUCCAGCAGGGGCACCUAGCCGCCAGGACAGCCCAGGUCCAAGAGGCCCCGAACCCGGCUCAGAGGCCUGGGAGUUGGGGGCUCGUCUGGAGGAAAAACGAAAAAGCAUUGAAGCCCAAAAAAGACGUAUCGAAGCCAUCUUUGCCAAGCACAGACAAAGGCUUGGAAAAACUGCUUUCCUUCAACUGAAAAAAGAGCAGGGAGAGGGGGGAGGCCAGGGAACAGAGGAGGAUAAUCUCACCCUGGAGGAGCGUCUCAAUCAGAUGGAGGAGCAACUGAAGCAAGAGGAGGAGAAAGAAGAGAAGGACAAGAAGGACAAAGAAAAGGAUGGAGAGAAAGAGAAGGAGAAGCCAUCUGUGUCCAAUCCUCCUCGUUUGGAGAAGCAGGUCACAUUCUCUAUUGAUAGUAAGAAAGGUGCAGAAAAAGGAGCAGAGAAGGAGAAAGGAGGUGAAACUGUCAUAGUUGAGUACAAUGAAGUGGUUCAGAAAUUGAGUGAAGCUCUGCAGUCACUACAGAAGGACAUGCAGAAACUUACAGAACAGCAACAGCAGAUCAUGAGCAACCAAAGACCUAGAAAUACAUCAAAAACCACUCCAAAAUCGACUUCGAGAAGUAACACCAAACCCCUAGUCAAAACUCCUCCUCAUACCCCAACAAAGACACCACCAAGAACCCCUACUAAGACUCCUACAAGGAGUUCCACUAAAGCUUGGGUGAUUCCUGCUGCUCCCAGUCCCCCUUCUGGUUCGUCCCCAUCACGGCGAUCUCAUGUUCUUUCUUCCCCAAAAAACCCCAUCAUCUCUUCCUCCUGCCCUGCUCCUCGCACUAAAAUCCAUUCGUCAACCACUCCACGCAGUCCCAAGCAUCAUCCACGCCCCCAACAUCAGCCUCAUCCCCGUCCUUCUGAACUCAAGUUCCCCCCACUCAACCGUGUCCUGACACCAACCCAUAAUGUGGACACCAUCCCCCACUUGAGGCGUGUGUCCCCAAGCAAGUGUCAGGUUCAGACCUCCUCUUCCUUCCGAAUUGGUGGACAACGGACUCCUCAAGAAUCUCCUCAGCCUACCCAGCAGCCGCAGCCUGAUGAUAGCACCUCAGACACAGCUUCAAGUGAGACCCCAACUCAGUUUAGCCUGGAGCUGGAGCAAGAGGAUAUGGAGGUUGUAGGAGGGCUCCCGGUCUUUCAACAGCCAAGACAAGAUCGUCUGAGAGCUGCAUGUGGAAGCAGCUCCGAAGCACUUUCUGAGUGCUCAUUUGAGAGCGAUACUUUGUCCCUCUCUGCUGUGUACAGCGCAGGAGGUGAUGGUGUGAGGGGUGGAGAUGCAGACAAGCGCUGCAGCAUGAUUGAGGUAUCGUUGUCAUCUCUUGGAGGGCAAGAGGGAGGCAGCGAUGAACCAACUGACGAAGGGCAUGAGUUUUCUUCUGAUUCCAUGAGCGACCACACUGAAUCUGCUGUGGAACCUUCUGGAGGACUGGCCGCUGAACCCUCAGACCCCAUAGAGCAACUGGAUCUGGCAACAGGAACCACCAGUUUUCCAGAACAACAAACAGAGGGUUCAGAGGGUUCAGAGGGUGAACAGAUAAGACAGCCUGAAACUUUGGAACCAAGUGUAGAACAGAAUGAGCUUGGGCCAAAAGGAGGAAUUCAAUUUUUCUUUAAGGAGGAAGUACUAAGUGAGGAGGAGAUGGCCCAGCGUAGAGCACUUCUGUUGGAAAAGCAGCAGAAGAGAACUGAAGAACUGAGGAGGAGGAGACAGUGGCAUGAACAAGAGAGACCAUUAUCCCCGGACAAAAGAAUGGCAUCUCCCUCCAAUACCCCUCCUGCAGUCACAACCUCACCUUCACCUACACCUCCUGCCACACCAGUCCGUUGGGGUCAAUUUACACGAGGGGAGUACGCUCGGCGGCAUCAACUCAGAAUCAUGGAGGACUUGGGCAAAGUGCUUCAGCAAAAAUCUACCCCUCAAGGACGAUCCUCUGCAAAGAAAACCCGUUCAAGGCCUCGCAGCAUGACUAGAGAGGAGACCAAGUUGUCACUUAGUCCUGCCAAAGGAACAUCUGGCUCUAAGUUGACCAAAGUCUACUCUCAUUCCUCCCUCAACCUGGCAGCCACAGAUGAGCCAGGAAACAGAUCUGCUGACCCCACUAAGAAACCCCAAAGCCGUCCUGAUUCACCUUCAGGGUGUGUGAUACCAAGCAGACUGGCAAAUCAGAAUGGGGAUAAAGACUGGGAGACUGGUUCCAAUGGAACAUCUCCUGCCAAAGAAUACACAGGUCCAAAGCUCUUCAAAGAACCGAGUUUCAAGUCCAACAAAUUCAUCAUUCACAACGCUCUCUCUCGAUGCUGCCUCGCUGGAAAGGUCAACGAAACACAAAAGACCAAGAUAGUUGAGGAGAUGGAGAAGAGUCCUGCCAACCACUUCCUCAUCCUCUUCCGUGAUUCCAACUGCCAGUUCAGAGGCGUUUACACCAUGAACUCUGACUCCCAGGAGCUUGUACGAUUGGCUGGCAUGGGCCCAAGGACAAUAGGCUCCACCCAUGUGGAGUCCAUCUACAAAUACAGCUCAGAUAGGAAGCAGUUCAGUGCCAUCCCCUCCAAAACCAUGGGCAUGAGUGUGGACGCCUUCACCAUCCCUAAUCAUCUUUGGCAAGGAGGGGGAGGAGGGGGAGGAGGAGGGAGCAGGAGAGCAAGCAUUACCAAGAAGGCGGUCAUUACCAAGUGAGGAACAUAAAACAUGACAGUGACAGACCAUUUCAGAAAACGCUUUAUAAAUUCAUCAUAGUGACAACUGUUGUCAAAUAUGAAAUACAGAAGGAGGGGGAGGAACAGUAAAUAAGUAUAACUAAGAAAGUGAACAACAAAACACACAUAAGUAACAGAUCAUUAAGGAAAACAAACAAUCAUUUUGGUAGAAACUGUAAAACUGUGUGAAAAAUGUGCACACAGACGAGCCUUUAGCCAUGUGUGUGCUUAAAUAAACUUCACCUCUCUUGCCCUGGGAUUCUACUACAAAUACAAAAUACUAAACAUUAUUUGUACUCCCGUUGAAUGUGCAUGAAAAGGCUAACAGCACAGCUUUUCUUUUGCCAAACAGAGACGCACUCAUAUCCAGAGUGAACAGAAGAAGGUUUUAUAAAAUAUAAGGAUAACUGCACAAGAAGGAGUUACUUUUAAAAAGUCUCAUUACUUUCAUUGUUUGAAGUACAAACUCAAAAAUUAUUAUUUUUUCUUUAAGAAGAAAAUUAGUUUUAUUAAGUCGUUUAUGGACAAACACUGACUUUCAGAAGACACAUGAUUACUGUUUGUUUCCUCUACAGUUCUGUGGACUGAAGGCCUCAAGUAUAACACCAGUUUUAUAAGUAACAACAGAAGAAAAGCCUUCUCAUGGCAGAGCUACAGGGAGGACUUUUAUCUUUUGCGACAUUCAAGUUGAAUCCUGCCUAAUGUCGUCCAAAGUACGUUUGUUUUGCUAAUCAAAAGAUAGCCAUAACCGUAAGAUAGAGAACAGGAUUGAUCAACAAAGAUCUGUAACUGUGGUUUUCAAAGGUGAUCACCACAGCAUGAAUGGUUAUUUACUGUAUAUGGUAUAAGCUAAUUUCAAAGGAAUAUCAUGGUGACAGUGAGGUUUAAUGAAACUAUGUUGAUAGUGGUUGUAUGUUUGUGAGCAUCGGAUGCCAAUGAAACAUCACUCAGCUGUUUGCAUAUUGAGGGUGAAGUGUGACAUGCAAAACUUCAGACAUUCAGAAGUACAGGAUUUGCUGCACUCUAGGAGUGGGGUUCCAUUUCGGAUCCAGAUCCAAGUUUGUAAACCAUCCCUAUAGAAUCCCUUAUCAAAUCUCUCAUUGAUGUUCUCACUUAGAUGGCCUUUUUUGUACUAAUUUCUGACACUACAGAAAACUUGUGACCGACACACACGUGCUAAUUGUACACAAAUAUUUCUAUGACAGAUUCGAUGAAAAUGGUCAAGCCCUUACAGUAUCUUCAAAUGUUGAUAUCUAACAGAAAAAGCUGCUAAAAACAUUUGCAGGAAGUACUGAGAAUAGAAGGGGCAAUCACAAGUUUGUUGCAAUGUGUAUCUACUUGUCAUCCUGUUUAAGCAAGAAUUCAUGGCAUUUCCACCACUCUAUUCUCAGACCUGAUGCAGGCUUCCUUCAGGUAACAUUAAAUGCAUCUUGCAUGUAGAGAAAUUUGCCAUUUACUUAGUAUUUGCAGAAUGAAAACAAAGAACCAUGAUUGUCCAGUGUAUUGGUUUUACUCACAUUUGAGCUUCUGUGGUUUCUGCAGCUGUAGCAGUAGAUCAGUGACACAUUUUGUGAUGACAGUCCUAAAAGCGCUUCAAGACUACUGGAACCUCAGUGGUUUACAUAUGAAAUUGAAUGAAAAUAUGUACAUAUUUUUUACUGAAAAGUUCCCAUCCAGACUACUAGGUUUCUUUAGGUUUAAAAGGUUCUCCAUUUAAUAAGCCGAUUCAGAACUGGUUUCAAAUUAUGCCAAAUGCUAUUGAACCCCAUCUCUAUCUGCAGUAGAGUGCACAGUUAAAAAGGUGUUUUUCAGACCAGCAUUCAUGUAUGAAAUAAACUGGAAUAAACUCCACAGAUCAAG